Molecule: messenger RNA, 7315 nt
Organism: Paramuricea clavata
Lineage: Eukaryota; Metazoa; Cnidaria; Anthozoa; Malacalcyonacea; Plexauridae
Source: the annotation of a GenBank genome assembly
AGUUGCUAACAGCGAACAUUAUGCAUGACUGCAUAUUUAAACUGCUUCGUGCUGGUGACGAAGAAAGUUUGGAAAGCAUGUGCAAGUUGCUGUUCACCAUUGGCAAAGAUCUUGAUUCCGAUAGAGCAAAGGUAAUUUACUUCUUUAUGGUUGCAAUUGUCUUUAUCGUGCAUAAUUGAUAACCAUUUUAUAAACUUCAUUUUGCUCUGGUGUUUAUUGUGUUAUGCAUUUUGUAGAUUAAGCUCAAAGCCCGAAAUAUGCAUGUGUUCAAAUCGGCUUUGUUUUGCUUAGACAUGCAUAGACAAAAAUUGAGAUAUUUUGUAGGAUAUAAAUUUAAAAUUACAAAUAAUACAUGAAUGGAAAGCUUACCGAAAGGUUAACAAUUACGUAAUAAUUUUAUUCAAAAACUAUCCCGUAAACUGUAGAAAUUAGUCAAUAUCAAUUAACACAAUUCAAAAAAUACUUACUGAAAUUAAAGCGCGCGAAAAGUGGCCUGAGGUUGUGAAUCUAUCUUGGGAAACGUCCGCUAUUUUGGUAACCUGCGCCGCAGACUCUAUAAUGACGUACAGAGUCUGCGGCGCAGGUUACUAUUUUGGGGGACCAUUCGUGUACCAGUGUAGCGAGCGAAAACAUGUCUGACAGAUAUAGUUUAGUUUCUUCCUGUUAUAGCCGUGAAGCAGUUUGGGAUAGGCCAUAUAUGACCGUUUUUUUAAGGAAAACAGUUUCGAUAAAAUUAUUAGCUAGAACUAUCCAGUAUAUGGAUAAAACAAGACUCUCUAUAUUAGGCGUUAACAUGUGGGACAAUGUGCACAAUAUUUUAUAUUGAUUCCUGCAUGAGAUGGCGACCUUUAUGCUGUGAAUGAGUAAUAUGUACUAAUUUCAACCAACUGCAACGCUGUCCAUAUUUUUAUAUUCACGCGCGAACUACUGCAACAACAAUAUGCAUGCAAAUACAAAUUUAAAGCGACUGAUUCGCUCGGUGAUAAUGGCACAGGUGCCCCAGCAACUAAUUAGUUUAUUUAGUUCAUGUAGUAACAGUAUAGAGCUGAGCAGUAAUGAAUAUAACCGUCACUCUGAUACAUCCAAUGCCCAUGCAUGAGGAGGACAGUUUGGACAGAAGUAACAGCUAUGGCGUAAUUAAUAAAAUUAGAGGGAAAUGGCAAUAUAUUUUUUAUUUUCUCAUUUGAAAGAACUUUAAGACUAUACAUAAUACUCUUUUACCGUUUUUCAUAUCUUGCUUACUUCUACAAAUAUUUUGAUCGAAAGGAAUGAAAUGUCCACCAUCUUCAAUUUUGUAGAUAUGCAUAUCACGUUACAACAGGGGUCAUGCAAUAUUUUUAUCUAGACAACCACUAAUCAUUUUGCACUUAAAACUACACUCUGUCUGCCCUCGAAAUAUCAAGAUCACUCGAAACCUUUAAAACAUCUACCAAUCUGUAUUUAGUCUGCAACGAAUACUUUUAUAUGGUUCACCCUGUUGUGACGUCACAAAAACUGCCAUUAAUGAGAUAAAAAAAUUAUCCAAGAUGGCGACAUCUCAUUACUUCAAGUGAAAAUAUUUCAAGAACUAAGAGAGAUAUGAAAAUCGGUAAAAGAAGUUAAUAUAUAGUUUCAAACGUUCUUUUUAAUGAGAAAAUAAAAAUUUAUAUUGCCAUUUCCCUUUAAACAAAAUGUUCCUUUGGAUGGAGUUCAACAAAAUACUAGUGUAUAAUGUAGCUGACUAUAGCUAUUUACAGUGCAAUUAUUUUAACAAUAUAAUCGACGCUCAUUUCAGCCUCGAAUUGAGCAAUACUUCGAUCAGAUCAACAGGAUUAUAGCUGCUAAGAAAGUCUCAUCAAGAGUGAUAUUCAUGCUUCGUGAUGUGAUCGAGCUUCGUCAAAAUAAGUGGGUCCCUCGCCGGGAAGAACAAUACAACCCACCAAUCACGGAAAUGAAAAAAAUGCGGGAGCAAAGAUUAACAACCCAGCAGCAAGUCAAGAAUAAUAAACAGAAGAAAGGCGGACCAGGUAUACAUAUAAUAAGUGAAAACCUAAGUAAUGACCUAAGUAAAAAAAAUGAGUGACUGCACGGCAUAAAGAUUGAUGUGCUUUUCAAAACAAUAAACAUUCCGAUAUAGUACUAAAUCGUCGAUGGCACCGUUAUAGUAUAGGGAGGUUCAGAUUUGACUUCCACUAUACCGCUACCAUUUUAAGGAGCCAUUAACCAGUUUGUUGAAGUUUCCUGGAUUAAAUAAUAGCCUGUUGACGUUCUCUGGAUUAAAUAAUUAGGAAUUAUCGAAUGAGGUUGAUUGAGAUAUGAAAAGAUACGUUAAGAUGUUUCAAAACUUUUCCUGGCUGUUUUUGUUGAUAUUUCUUCUUUAUAUUUUAAUAUUUGCUUCUACUUUUGUAUUUACACAGUAUGACGUCAUAACGUUGAUAUGAUUUUUCAUAUCAUCGUUAUGACGUCACUCAGUUGUGAUAUGACAAUUUCACAGUUGGUUGUUAGCCAUUCAAAAACCUUGAUUUCUCUAAAAUAUAGAAUUACUUUUAUUGAGCUUUUGCCUCGGUUCUUCGGGCCUUCUUAAGAAUAUAUAUAUGUUAUUUACCGGAUUGGAGGUCCGUAUUGAGAAAUAUUUAUCGAGUCUUAAAAACGGCGAAGGCCGAGGGACGUUUUUAAGACCGAGAGAAAUAUUUUUCUAUACGGACCGACCAUACCGGUAAAUAACAUUUUUGUUUUUUUUUUAAUCUCCCCCCCCCCCCUCAUAAAUUCAUAUUCCCCCAAGUAAAACGUCGUUUCUAUCAAUGCUAGGAAGAGUAAAAUCUUCUGUGGUAUAGUAAAAUUCACUUUCACUGUGUUCUUUAUCGUCUGCAGACAUGUUAAUGUUCUAAAAAGUAGCCUCUAAAGUCGUCUUUGAAUUUUUUAAAAUAAUCGCGUGGGCAAUCAGAUUACAGAAAAGCGUAAAAUAUGAUUUCGGACCGCAAGAAAAAACUGAAUAAAUCCUUUUUUUUUCCUCAGGAGGACAAGACAGUUCCAAGCCAAUAUCAAAUGACGAUGUUAUUACCAAUAGCAAGGGUGAAAAGUCGGUGCCUACCGAACAACAGCUACGCAACAAGGUAAUUUCACGUCAUUAUGUGAAAAAAAACGUAAAUCGACUAAUAGUCUUAUAUGCAACCUAUGUGUAGACACUUUUUAAACCAGUAGAUAUCGGUAAUGUAACCCAACACGAGCGCUCAUGAAAUUUAUUUUUGGUCCAACUAAUAAGAAACUAUGAAAGAUGCAUUUGUGCUGCACCAAAAAUGGCUAGUCGACCGAAAUGGUUGGUUGAAUAUCGACCAAAUAUUUGAUAUCACAUCGUUGACAUAAUUUUAAUUGCAUAGACAUUCUACCAUGUAUAUAGACGUCUGUUCCACCAUUUUCAGGUGUGUCCUUCUUGAUAUAAAAUGUAUGCCUGUCCCAUGACUUGCCCGAUAUCAGACAAAGUAACAUACAACCAUAACUGGUUAAUUAAACACAUCCGGCCAGAUUUUUUUCUUAAGUUCUGUAUUGGUUCUAAUACCCCCUACAUAUUAAAGAGCAUCUUAUUUGAUUUUGAAUAAAUAUAAUGUUUUCGUUGUCGAAAAUAAUCCAAAUGGUGCAUGUCAAUUAAUGCUACCGUACGUGGCCCACUAGUAUAUUACUAAUUGUCUAAACUCUAAAGCCAGAUUACAUGUCAAGGGGAGGAGUUGGACCUUCAUUUUUACAAAAUUGUGUUUAUAGCCUUCAUACCCGGUCCAAACCGUCAUGAUGCCAGGGCAACGUCAAGGUGCUUACCUAGCAGGUCAUCCAAUGUCAGUGGCACCACGUUCAAUGCGGCCAGCCAGGGCAAUCUACUCAUCAUCACCUCAAGGACAUUCGCCAAUGCAAGGAUAUAUUCAACAGCAGAAUUUCCAGUAUCAAGUUGUGGGGCAGGUAAGUUUGGGUGGGGGUGGGGGGGGGGGGCCGAUCUCUAACAUCACCUUUAUUAGAUUGUGGUAAAAAUGGACAGUGAAUUGUACUGUAUUGUAUCAUCUGUUCAGGUCUUGCAGUCAAGUGGGUUUAGAUAAUUUAUGUUUGCGUUUGUACGAUAAACGCCGGCCGAAGAAAAAAUUCACACUAUAGUAUAAGGCAAGCAAGAGUAAAUCGACUUGUUGUUUUAAAACUGCAAUAAUGCAUAAUUAUUAUUUUGACAUAAGAAAGAAAAUAUGAAGCGAAAAAGCUAUAAACGAAAAUUGUGCCCGGAAACGUGAACUCCGUAAAUAAUACCUUGUGACUACUCACCCUCCGGCUAUUCAAAAACAGCAUUGACACUCAAGAGAAACUCAGAUUGAACCUCAUUGGGUGUGAGUGAGCUUUUAGAAUACGGGCGAUAAAAGACAAGGUUUCUCCAGAUCGAGCAGCUUGCACUUAAAACAUUGCGUUCUCCUUUGGGAUCUUUAUGUCCAACCAGUAAUGCGACACGGGUACAAUCGAAAUAUUCAGCAAGCUUACAAAAUGAAAACACAUCCUCACAACAAAUUUGAUAUUUUCUUUAUCAGGAAUAUAUAGACAAAAGCACAAAUAUUCCCAUGAGUGAUAGAUUACAAGAAACUAGCUUGGGCAUUAGUUAAAAAUUAAAAGUUGAUAACCAGGUGCAUGAAGGUCUAUCAAUUGGUCUGAGAAAUGUUUGAUGCUUUUGUCUACCACAUUUUGUGCAGGGCUACUUGUGUAAGGUAACUAACAGUUGCGUUUUUCUUUAGGAUCCUUAUGGCCAACCAGUGAUGAGACCUACAUUCAUUCCUAAUGUCCAGCCAGCAUACCAAAUGCAAGCGACCAGGGCACCAUUUCAACCACAAUAUCACCCACAGCAACAUCAGUAUUAUAACCAAGGAAUGCCCACAAUUCAAACGAUUAACCUAACCAAACCUAAACCAAAACGAGUUAGCAAAAUUAUAAUUCGAGACGCAGACAAUAAAGAUAUCACAGAGCAAAUUCUUUCCCACACUAUUACAGCGACCGGUCGUUCUGAAAGCACCCCUCCGUUGACAAAUUCAACUGCUCAGACAGAGUUCUCGACCAUCCAGGCACAGUUCGCUGCUCAGGUUGCGGCCCGUGUUGGAGGUGAAAAAGGCAAACAGGAUAACGAGAUGAAAGCGGGUGAAACAGACAAGGAUAAGGAACUUCAAGCAAGAACAGACCAUGAAAUGAAAACAGAAAUAAAUAAACCAGGAAAUGGAUCAAUAGCUACCGACGAAAUCCAUGCCAAAGAUGUGCCUCCAAACAAUAUGGAAACUCUGCAUAAAGUAAACAGUUCAGCAGUUGAAAACAGGACAGAGAGCCCAAAGAAUACUACCGAUAAUACACACUUAAAUCAGGGCUCACCAACGUUGCAAGAGAUGACGGAGAAAUUGAGAAAAACCAUAGAAGUUCAGAAGGAACCUCAGAACGAGCCGAAAGUUUUGCUUUUACGGCCCGAUAGAGAAGCGACGGUAGAAAAUGGGGCACGGGGGAUGAGUAAAUACGAAGAGGUUAACGAAACGAACGCGGAAGACAUGAAAGAUGCGUGGGAUGAUUGGUAAUCACGAACGGUGCUAAUGUAGGUAGACACAAUAACAGGCAUGUAUACAACUACCUGAAAAAUACAAGCACAACUUCGACAUUUCGGGCGAAGGCCCUUUGUCGGGAAGUUAGUAACCAACUUCCUAACUAUCUUUCCGAAAAAGGACUUCGUUCGAAACGUCAAACUUCUGCUUAUAUUUUUAGGUAAUUGUAUUUCCUCCGCACCGCAGCUGUCCACACAUUUCGUAAUCAUACAGUUACGAUCAUGAUCAUAAUCGACAGUUAUGAUCAUGAUUCGUGCGGAUCAGCGUGACCACUAUUUGGUAAAAUAUACUACUUCUGAUUAAAUUUCGUCAAUUUUGGAAAAAAAAUAGUUAUGAGUUUAUUUUAGUAUUUUUUUUUAAAGAUUUGUUUGUGAAAAUUCGUAUUUGAAUGAUAUCCUGUGUAAAAGAGAUGCUAAAAGCGGUUAAUGAAACUCUCUAGCCUGCAAAUCCCGCUAAUUUCAAACCGGGCUGGAGGCGAAUUUAAUUUGAUGAAAUUUUAUCUCGAUUAGUAAAUUUUUAACACGAAGUUUAGUAAUAACCCAAGAAAAAUCUGGUCACACUGGUGUGCAUGGUCACAGAAUAAAGAUCAGUGACAGAAGGGCCACUCAGCGGUGCAACGUGUCCUCGUUUUUUUAUGCAAAAAUAUGCAGUUUUAAUACUGGCAAGAAGGCGGAGCAGCCAGCCAGUACAGCGUGUUUAUUGGCCAGAAAAUGUCAUUGACUGGCUAGGAAAAUGGCGGCCAACAUGCGUAAAGGCCCACACAGACUGGACGCGAUUCGGCAACGGUUACAAAAUUUACAAGAUAUGCAGACAAAAUAGCUAAAAUUGCUUAAGUGGUGCCGAAUAUUUGAAAAACCUUGAAAAAUAUUGAAGUUAAAUGUCAUUGAAAAUUCGCGUCGCGUUGCCAAAUCGCGUCCGGUCUGUAUGGGCCUUAAUGCGACAUGCGCGAGGACAGAAACUUUAAAGCUUCCGACGUAAGUGGCCCUUCUGUUUAGAUCUUUAUUCUAUGGCAUGGUGAAAUGGUUUACGGAUCGUCACCUGGUUUGCAUUAGAUUUUAACUAGGCUACCUUAUAAAAUAAGAACUUUAUUUGACCAUUAUUAUUUAAAUAAGCUUAUAUAUACAUGUGCAAACUUUGUACACUUCGUGAACAACGUUACAAGUGUCUUCCCAAAAUCUCGUCCAGUAACCGUUCCAAUUUUUGAUUGGUUCCUUUCAAACCUGCUACGACUUUUCUUGACCAAUCAAAAUACUCCUGUACUCGUUGCUCGGUCCAGUUCACUGGAGUCGCUUUUUCCAGGUCUCGAAGAUUGUAAAGUUUAUCUGCCAGUUUCACUAACUUUGCUUUAGGGCUGAAACAAAAAAGACAAAUAAUUACUAAGCUAACUUUAUUGAUACUGAAAACCUAGGGCCAGCCGACAAUUUUAGAAAGUAUAAAAAGAUACAUAUUCCGAAGAAUAGUGACUAAUGCCAUCUUGAAAUUGAGGAUUUCAAUUGAAGCUAGACGAGAUUUUGAAACUGUAUUUACAAUUAGUUAUAGAUAAAUAAGUUAUUUGAUUAUUUUACGUGAAUAUAUAUAUUUACAAAAUCAUAGAUUAGAAAAAAGGUAUCAAUGAAAUUAAGCAUUGGAAUUAUCUAUAUAAAAUUAUGAAAGUGAAUCACUCUUAUACGUUUGAUCCCAACGCCUUUGUUCUAUUCUAUGCUUUCCCAAACUAGAACAAUAGUAUCUAGGCAUGUGAG